UUUUUAACCAAUUUUGACAGCAACGAUUUUUAACCUCGAAAACUAUGCUAUUUAUUUUGAGAUUUGACUUCACAAAAAAUACUUGUAAACUUUGGUAAACAUACUAUCAGCGACUUCUUAUCUUUGAGUUGAGAGAAUUGUGAACACUUUGCCGUUUCGCCUACAGCAGAGGGUCACCAAGCUUUACUUUCAAGUUUUAACGAGAAACCAGCACGGGGCACAUAGUGAAAAACAAUUCAACGAGUACAACAAAAUGGAUGUGAAAAUCUUACCAGCUCUUCAGGACAACUACAUGUAUUUAAUAGUUGAUAAAGCAACUAACGAGGCAGCAGUUGUGGACCCAGUGGACCCCAAGUCUGUGCUGGAAGCAGUGGAGCAACAUGGUGUUAAUUUGACUACAGUGCUCACCACACAUCAUCAUUGGGAUCAUGCUGGUGGCAAUGAAGAGCUGGUCAAGUUGAAGCCAGGCCUAAAAGUAUUUGGCGGAGACCAGCGUAUACCAGCUCUCACUGAGAAAGUUGCUCAUGAUACAAGACUGAACAUAGGCAGACUAAAUGUGCAGUGUUUAUUUACACCGUGCCAUACAACUGGUCACAUCUGUUACUUUGUUACACCACCAGAAGAGGGUGAAGUCAAGGCUGUGUUUACAGGUGACACAUUGUUCCUUGGAGGCUGUGGAAGAUUUUUUGAGGGCAACGCCCAACAAAUGCACAAUGCACUCAUAACAGUACUAAGCAACCUGCCCGAUGCAACCAAAGUUUUCUGUGGACAUGAGUACACUCUGCAGAACUUGAAAUAUGCAGCUCAUGUUGAACCAGACAACGAAGAUGUGAAGAGCAAAAUAGCCUGGGCUGAAGAGAAAAGGGCUCAGCAGUUACCUACAGUGCCUUCAAGUAUUGGUGAAGAGAAGUCAUACAACCCAUUUAUGAGAGUGAAUUCCCCAUCAGUUCAACAGUUUGCAGGAAAGAAUAAUCCAGUUGAGACUAUGAAAGCUAUCAGAGAUGCCAAAGAUCACUUUAAAGGCUAAAGGAGAAAUUCUAUUAUCAAUAAACUUUUAUAGUUUUUUAUAUCUACAAAUAAGUUAUAUGCAAUACUAGCAAUUUUAUAUUUAAAAUUAUAUCUUAUUAAUUUGGGUUAGGGAAUCAAAAUGAGCUGUGUUGUAAAAUUAGACAUACUUAUAUUAUUUUGUUACAUUUAUCCUAGACUUAAAGCUGACUAUCACAAGAGAACUAUGAGGUAGAAGUUGGUAUUGAAUGUCAUUGUUCCUUCUUUAUGUACGCGGACAUUUCUUCAGCAUACUUCUCCUUCGAUCUCUCGAACAUAGCCACAUAAACCUGUAAACACAAAAAUAAAACUAUUGUCACAAACAUA
Plutella xylostella (diamondback moth) is the source of this 1371-nucleotide messenger RNA. It is a transcript of the gene tzn, whose product is annotated as hydroxyacylglutathione hydrolase tenzing norgay. Lineage: Eukaryota; Metazoa; Arthropoda; Insecta; Lepidoptera; Plutellidae. Gene Ontology annotation, molecular function: hydroxyacylglutathione hydrolase activity. The record is from RefSeq and is a predicted model, not a curated record.